AUGAGUAAAUGUAAUGCUUUCUUGCUCAAGAUCCAGAAAAGACAUCUGAACUUCGCCCUCCUCACUCUCGCCUUGGUUUCCCACCAAACCCUCACUGCCACGGUAAAGGACAUCUUCACCCCCGAAUCUCCCCUCACACGCAUCCCAAGGGAUGGAAAAUACUCAAGAUACGCCGGCGCUACCACCGACAAGUCCUUGAAGCCGGAGGACUCCCCGGACGUGGGAAGCAGCUCGGCUGCUGUUGGAAAGAGGUGCAUCAGGUGUGACACAGGGUACUACGACAGAGACAGGGAUAGAGGCUACUACAGGCCGUCGAGUUACGACGAUAGAAGUAGGGACUACGAUAGAUACGAUGAUAGGGACAGAUACUAUGACAGAUACGACAGAUAUUCCAACAGAGACCGCUACUACGACAGAGACCGAUACUACGACAAGGACCGCUACUCAGACAGGGAUCGCUACGACGUCUACGCCGACCGCGAUAGAUACUCCAGCAGAGGUCGCUACGGAGGAGACCGCUACAGCGACUACGACCGCUACGACCCAUACUACGAUCGCUACGAUAGAUUUUCCGAGCGAGGUAUAGGCUACGACAACAGAGGAUAUGACUACAGGGGAUCGGACUACAGGGGAUCAGACUACGGGGGUUACAGGCCUUGGGACGAGACGUAUAGGGGUAGUUCCGGAUUCGAUGGUGCUGGGAGGGGGUACUACUUUGCCACGGGGAGGCCGGAAUACAACGCAGGGAGCUACGCAGGGUACGGAGGUGGGGGGUAUGCUAGCGGGUGGAACUAUGGAAGCAGUGCUGGGGGGAAGGAUGAUUACUAUAAGGACAGGGGUCAUGGUGGUUACGCCAGCUACAGACCGAGAGACCCUUACGAUGGAUAUAGGCAGACCAGCUACCUCUAUGGUAGACCUUCUUCAACCACUCUUAAGCCACCAAGAGAAGACGAGCAAAACACCCAAUCACCCGAAGAAAGUUCUGGAUAGAAAUCUUAUAGAUAGUCUAGCAUAAAAAAAUUAUAUAUGAAACAUAACGAGUAACUGUACUUUCAUCAACAAUGUUGAACAUUUCAUCACCAUUAAAACAGCUUCUGAUUCGAGAAGAUCUCUGUGUGAGGUUAUUGUUGAUGAAUUAUGUCCGGAAAAUGUUCCUUCUAUAUGUUCGCAUGAUUCUUGUUCUAUUUAUUUAGUGCUUCAGGGCAUAAAACUUCUUCAAGUUUUAUCAUAACUGUAUCAUCUUGAUCACCUCUUGAUUCAAAACUUGACUUUCAAUUGAAAUUUCCUCGAAUUAACAAUAUUUGACUAGAGUUGUAUAUAUCUUGUUUUUAUAGAUGGCAAUAGGUUACGUGCAAUUCAUUUUUUUUUCUUAAAGUUGAUGCUGACUUCAAGAUGAGAACACCGAAGACAAAGAUUGUUGCAAAUUUUUGUGAAAGUAGAAUAGAUUUUGUAUUAUAAUUAAAACAGUUAGACAUGA
This is a messenger RNA of Leptinotarsa decemlineata (Colorado potato beetle), 1477 nucleotides long. RefSeq lists its product as uncharacterized. Lineage: Eukaryota; Metazoa; Arthropoda; Insecta; Coleoptera; Chrysomelidae. The record is from RefSeq and is a predicted model, not a curated record.